AUGAACAUCAUUUUAACUACUUUAAAACAUUUUUCUGUAAAUACCGAAGUGGGGAAACCCAGGAAAGAUGUUUCAGAAAUUCUUGCGAGAAAUUGUACAGAAAAUGAAGAAUAUAAUACAUGUGUAACCGGUUGUACAAAAUAUUGUGGAAACAUCUUCGACACAUCAUGUUCGUGGAAGUGCGUUGAAGGUUGUGAAUGCAAAGCUGGUUACGUUAGAAAGUAUAGAGGUUCUAAUGAAUGUAUAUUAGAAAGUCAAUGUUCUACACCAAAAUGUCCACCUAAUCAAAUAUAUAACCCAUGUGGACCUGUUUGUCCUGAUUAUUGUGGAAAACCCGAUGAUAUUGCUUGUUGCUUGUUGCCCUACCUUGCAAUCAAUGCAAGGUAG
Molecule: messenger RNA, 387 nt
Organism: Onthophagus taurus
Lineage: Eukaryota; Metazoa; Arthropoda; Insecta; Coleoptera; Scarabaeidae
Source: RefSeq, a predicted model, not a curated record